Molecule: messenger RNA, 6946 nt
Organism: Peromyscus californicus insignis
Lineage: Eukaryota; Metazoa; Chordata; Mammalia; Rodentia; Cricetidae
Gene: Map3k20
Product: mitogen-activated protein kinase kinase kinase 20
Exons: 12
Coding region: 822-2183 (453 amino acids)
Biological process (GO): protein phosphorylation
Cellular component (GO): cytoplasm
Molecular function (GO): ATP binding; protein binding; protein kinase activity
Source: RefSeq, a predicted model, not a curated record
UACCAUUUAUCCUGUUUCCAUUCCUAGGGAACUCUCCAAAUCACCACGAAAAUGAAUGGGGGACGGGGGAAGAAUGUGGCUUACUGUCUUAAGGCUUGUAAGCCACGUGCUCCAAUAUAAAGCAAUGCCCUAAAACACAAACACCCAUUUUACUCCAUUUCAACUUUCCCCGUCCUCCAGGUGUGUGCAUGACUCAAUUCUAAUUCAGAAAACGUCUCCCCCACUUUUGCGGCCUCUUCUCUCUUUCCUCUCCAGUUCCACCCUCUCCAGUCAAUUUCUUUUCUUCUUUAAAGCCCGGUGACACUUUUUUUUCUUCUCCCACACUUGCCAUGGACUCUGUCACCUCAGUGUGAAAUCGCAGGCACUUUAUCUUAAAGUCACCAACCAGAGCAGCAGGCGGUGUGACUCCUCCUCAAAAUCCCCAAAGUACCUGUUGAUGGUGCCAACGGAGGCACCUGCAACCCUGUCUCCAUAGACAUCGACUUCCCUCUUGGGUCCCCUUCCCAGCCGGCGCAUCAGGUCCCGCCGGGGGCAUGCAACCCCUGGGGUCUCCGUGACCCCGCGCCGGGGCCUUCCCGCUGGGCGCCGGGCCGGGCGUGCCGGGAGGCUGGGCGGCCGGCGGCGGUUCCGCGCCUGGAGGUAGGUGGUGCUGUUGCCGCGACGUCUUCCUCAUUGGCGCCGCGCGGAGAGGCGGAAUGUUCAACUCCUGACUCCGGCGGAAGCGUGGGAGCAGCGCGGGCCGCCGUCCCCGACCCCCGCCGCCGCUCGCACCCGGCCCGGGAGCAAGAUUUUGUGGACGUUUACUACUUUGUCAUUAUGAGAUGUCGUCUCUCGGUGCCUCCUUUGUGCAAAUUAAAUUUGACGACUUGCAGUUUUUUGAAAACUGCGGUGGAGGAAGUUUUGGGAGCGUUUAUCGAGCCAAAUGGAUAUCACAGGACAAGGAGGUGGCUGUCAAGAAGUUACUCAAAAUAGAGAAAGAGGCUGAAAUACUGAGCGUCCUCAGCCACAGGAACAUCAUCCAGUUUUAUGGAGUGAUUCUAGAACCUCCCAACUACGGCAUCGUCACAGAAUAUGCUUCCCUCGGAUCCCUGUACGAUUACAUUAACAGCAACAGGAGUGAAGAGAUGGACAUGGAUCACAUCAUGACCUGGGCCACCGACGUAGCCAAAGGGAUGCACUACUUACACAUGGAGGCGCCAGUCAAGGUCAUCCACAGAGACCUCAAGUCAAGAAACGUUGUUAUUGCUGCUGACGGAGUACUGAAGAUCUGUGACUUCGGUGCCUCUCGGUUCCAUAACCACACAACACACAUGUCCUUGGUUGGAACUUUCCCAUGGAUGGCUCCAGAAGUUAUCCAGAGUCUCCCUGUGUCUGAAACCUGUGACACGUAUUCCUACGGUGUGGUUCUCUGGGAGAUGCUAACAAGGGAGGUCCCCUUUAAAGGUUUGGAAGGAUUACAAGUAGCUUGGCUUGUAGUGGAAAAAAACGAGAGAUUAACCAUUCCAAGCAGCUGCCCCAGAAGCUUUGCAGAACUCCUACAUCAGUGUUGGGAAGCUGACGCCAAGAAACGGCCAUCAUUCAAGCAGAUCAUUUCAAUCCUGGAGUCUAUGUCAAAUGACACGAACCUUCCUGACCAGUGUAACUCAUUUUUGCACAACAAGGCAGAAUGGAGGUGCGAAAUUGAGGCCACCCUUGAGAGGCUGAAGAAACUAGAGCGAGAUCUCAGCUUUAAAGAGCAGGAGCUCAAAGAACGAGAGAGACGCUUGAAGAUGUGGGAGCAGAAGCUGACCGAGCAGUCCAACACCCCGCUUCUCUUGCCUCUUGCUGCAAGAAUGUCUGAGGAGUCUUACUUUGAAUCUAAAACAGAGGAGUCAAACAGUGCAGAGAUGUCAUGUCAGAUCACAGCAACAAGUAACGGGGAGGGCCAUGGCAUGAACCCAAGUCUGCAGGCCAUGAUGCUCAUGGGCUUUGGGGAUGUCUUCUCAAUGAACAAAGCAGGAGCUGUGCUGCAUUCUGGGAUGCAGAUAAACAUGCAAGCCAAGCAGAAUUCCUCCAAAACCACAUCUAAGAGGAGGGGGAAGAAAGUCAACAUGGCCCUGGGGUUCAGUGAGUUUGACUUGUCAGAAGGUGAUGAUGAUGAUGGUGAGGAGGAAGAGAAUGAUGUGGAGAAUAACAGUGAAUGAUGGCAGAAAGUAAUAAAAUUGAAAAAAAAAAUUUUUAAACAGAAGAAAUGUAUUAUCUCAGUCUGUGCAAAAAACAGCGUAGGAGGCGAGCACCGAGCGCUGCACCUGAGGCCAAGCUCCUGGGGCAGUCCCUUCAUCAGCGUGACUUUACUUUUGCAUUCAGAAAAGCGAGGCAGGGGGAUUAAGCUAAAGGCAUAUUUAUCAGCGAGUGCGGUGCCUGAUCAUAGAAAUAUGUGCAUAGUCUGUAGUUUGUAUUUGACUGUAUUUUAUCCCCUUCAUUAGCUGGUUGGGAAAUGUCCACUGUGAGCAAGCACUCCAUCCCUGACUCCACUCUGACGUCGAUUCUUCCCCAGCACACCAAGGUUUCUUCCUGUACAAUACAUUGUAAUGGUGGAGGUGACUGGUGACUAUAAAAUCCAGCCACAUUAAAAAAAAAUAAAUAAAAAUAAAGGCUGAGAUGAAAGAAGAUUAUAAAAAAAAAAAUCUUCCUCAGACAUACCUAAACACCAAGAAUUUUCAAACCAAAUAGCUCACAACUCCUCAAAGUAAAACCUGGCUGGUGUUCUCUAGUGACAUUUGAAGGAAAACUACUCUGGUUUGAAGCGAGCAGCAGACGUAGCAAGCUUGCAUACCCCUGUGCUGGCUGGAAGCACACUAACGUGAACACACUGUCACCCUAGGCUUAGCUUGUCCUUUACACAGGAACACAUGGUCCCAAAGGGAUGUGUCUAGGCAUGAGCAGGCUAAGCACACACCUGCUCUGAACAGCCAACAAAGGCACUCUGUUUCUUUGUUUUUUCCAGAGGUGCAUAAUAAUAAUAAUACUAGAUUUUAAUCUAUGUUUAGGAAAAAUAAACACUAUAAAUAGGAAAGACAAAUUAUCCUUCAUAGACACAAGUGCAUUCUGAAGAGGUCUUUCUGUUAAAGGUAGCUGUACAGCGUUGCCCCCCCCCCCCCCCCUUUCCUUUUCACUGCUCUGGGAUGCUGGUUUGAGAAUUAGAUUCAGGUGCUACUUACUAUGAGGGCCAGGCUACCCAGAGACACUCUCGGAAGACUGGUUUAUCUAUCAAAACCUAUUUAAGCUAUAAACUCCUAUAAAAAUUACAUCUAGAUAAAGGCAAAACAAAACAAAGCUCUUUAUCAAUCUAACUCAAAAAUAGCAUCCUUCAUUUGACAAUGAAAACGAAAUAGUUUUAGUGGGCCUUCUUGUUUAGAGGCUCUAACAUCAGAUGGGUGUGGUGGCUCAUGUCAUAACUGUAACACUUAACAGGCUGAGGCAGAGGGACAGUGCUUUUAGUAGCAGCCUGAUUGAGCUACAUAGCAGAACUCUGUCCCAAGAAAGGAUUGGAAAUCAUCUACUAAGUAUGUUUGGUUAUGAAGUCCUUGGGAAUCUGAGAUGCAAUGUGCUUCUAAUCCUCAGUGAGCACUGAAAAGUACCACCAAAAAAUGAAAAGCAGACACUACAACUUCAUUUGGCGAGAAAUAGCCAGUACAAUGUUCUGGGUGUCUGUUUGCUGUGCAGUCUUGGGUAGACUAAUCUCUGAGCCUAUUUACCCUCCAUUAUCAUGACAGGAAUGCUAACCUCCUUCAAAGAAAAAGGAUCAGAAGAAAGUGUGUAACCAUGUAGCAUAGCACCAGGCCAUGGCAGGUGCCACUUAAUACCAACUACAGUUCGUUGCCAGGUAAAAGGGACACUGAGAAAUAGGUAGGUUCAGUUGCCUUCUGGGACACCAAAGUAUCUAUUGCAAGUGAUACUUGCUCAGAAGUAUGAAGUUAAAAGUAGAUAGCUUUCAGGAAAUGUAAAGAGAGCAGUUCUUAGGAUGUAAAACGUGCAAACAGAUUUAAUUCGGUUGCUCUUGGAACCUAGGUGCCGCGGCCAGGUCCACCUGUGCUGGGUGUUUACAGACAGGUACAGUGUGCCUGAGAAGAUGGGUUCCCUCAUACCUGUGCUGCUGUAAUCCUCUGCACAUAGGUAUUCUAGAUCUGUAGCCAGGCCACUCAAACAGGACAACUUGGAGGGGAGCAGAAAGGAUGCCCAGCAACUCCUGAUUUCCCAGCAUGCCAUGAGUACCUGAAGGAGACAGUGGCAGGUACACGGUCUUAAAGCCUCUUGCUCAUCUGCUCAGGAAAAAAAAAAAUAAAUAAAGUCUUUUGUUCAACAAGUAUUCACUGGGACCCUGGUGUCUACCAAGUUCUAGAAAAUAGCAUUUGUAUUCGUGGAGCGUGCAUGCUAGUGAGCAAGAGUGAGCAGUUAGUAAAGCGUACAUCAGAGAACGUUAUGAUUUUAAGUGCAAGCUGGAGAUUGACGCAAGGAAGGAAAGGGAGGCUGGCGGGAGAGGUCUUCAAAGUGUGGUCAGAAAAGGCCUGGCUGAUGGGUGCCAUUUGCACAAAGCCAAGGCAGGUGAAGGGAUCUCUGUGAGUAGCGAGUUCUGCCUUAGACGGAAGAACACUCACCUCACCACCCACUAAUCAGGAGUUAGUUUAGAACAUAGGAAUGGCAUGGAAAUAAUGCUUUUUCCUAAAUCAAUACCUAAUUCAUAUUCUGUAUAAAAAUUUUAGUGCAUUAAAAAUCAGCCUGAUGGUGAUACUAGGGAAAAGUUACUGGAUUCUAUAUCAGAUCUAGGUUUACCAUGACCAGGCAUAUUUCUUCCAGCUCUUAACUGCUGUCUUUUCCCUGGGAGUUCAAGGCCAGCCUGAUCUACAGAGUGAGUUCCAGGACAGCCAGGGCUGUUACACAGAGAAACUCUGUCGUGGGGGUCGGCGCACUCAAACAUACCUGAGAUCUGACUCAAAUAAACAGGAUCCUCUAGAGUUCUUACACCAUCUAUAACAACUACUAGAAAGCUUUAGAUUCAAUUGAUUUUAUAAAGAAAUGUCUAUUAGCCACAUGCAGAAUUUCUAAUGAUGCUUCUAUAGCUCUAACUCACUUUUUAGAUCAGUUUUUGAAAUGACAAGCUGUCAGUGUUAGAUUUUAUUCCAGUGACCUUACAAAGGAUCACAAUUCAGAAGUUAAAGAAAUCCUGAAAAUUGUAAAGGUUCAGAACGAAAAUUAGAACUCUAGAUUGUGGUAACGAUUGUCAGCCAGAUGACUGAAUACAUCACAUUUUCCCUUUCUUUAAAGCUGAGCAUGUAGAAUUUGAGGACACCUAUGAUGAUUCUCAGCUGAGAGGUAAUGUCACCUUGACCAGCCAGUUUCCCGCCUAGCCUGAUGGCAUCCUGCUUGCCAGGAACAGUGCCACCUUGCAAAGAUUUCCGCCCCAAAUCCCCACAGCAUCGUCCGUCCCCACUGUGAAGUGUGUUAAGCCUUACACAUCUGCUAUUCCAGCUCUAGGUCUCCCCCAAAACAAGAUUACCCAAGCCUUUUCAGAACGAUAAUGACACCUCCUACGUUUUAGGAAGUUGUAGCUUUUUCUCAGAACCCUGUUUGUGGAAAUGGUUUCAUCUCCCCCGUCACGGUUGUUGGUAGGAACCCUAUGAAAUAACUGCAUCCACCUGGGGGAGGGGCGCUGCCCCGUUAAGGUGACUCCACCAUAGUACAGCCCUGGUGGAGACCGUCAUUCUGCAGAGUCAUUUAAAGGAAAUUAUUUCUAUUUUUUUUAAAGCAAAAUCACAUUUUUAUUGUUUCACAAAUCGCCAGUGGGAUAAGGUUGAAGGUACACAAACACACACACACACACACAUACACACACACACACACACACACACACACACUGCUUUUGAUGCUCUGAAAAUACUGAGGACAGUUUUUGGUUUGUUUUUGUUUUUUAACCAGUAACUUUAAAAAAAAAAUGCAGUGAAUUUGUUAGACUUUAAACACCAGCUGAGGUAUUCACACUUGAUCCCCAUUUAAACCAAAAGGACUAGAGGAAGGGGUAUUUAGGAGAGACCCAGACCCAUUUCCCUUCAAGUUACUAUGUAUGUAUAUAACUUCAGUUUUCAUUAGAGUGCUAAGAAUUUUAUGAAAGAUGGUUUUAAAACCUAGUGAUACUUUAAAAACGACUUUUGUCACACUAGACGUGGGCAGCCUUGUGAAACGAGUCCACAAACACACAGUAGGCAUAAUUCUUUCUAUAAUCAGGCACCGCUGCUGCUUUUGAGAAAGACCUUUUUCCUGUGUAGACUAUAAGCACUGCCACAGAGGCUCCACCCUGCUGGACAGAGCGUUGCCCGCUCUAGGUACAGCAUUCUGUGAUUUAAAAAAAAAAAAAUCUGUGUCUAUCAGGAAAUCGGGGACAGGCCAUGUUUUCUCAGACCCCAACUUUGUGGGUACUCUGUUGCUUGUGUGAAAAACUUUCUGGCAUGGGGUUAGUGAUUUCAAAGUAGAGUUCAGGCACUGACACAACUGUUUUAUAGCGUGUGCAGAAUACUCUUAAUUCCGACACGACACACCGCUUUUGCACUAUAAAAAAAAAAAAAAAACUGCUAUUAGAAAACAUUGCUGUCCCUGAGUUUGAGCUUUUAAUAGGUGGCAUCAUUGCUGCGUUUCAUAACAAUCUUCUCUCCUUCACUCUAUUGCAAUGUUAUUCUGAACUAGUCUUAUGCCAAAUGCCUUGUAUAAUGUUUGUAUGGAAGAUUAAACUGCACUCCUGUGUGGUAAGACUGUUUAGUUGCCGACUUCGUGGUUGGAAUUUGAUAUUCCAGCACUGAGUCCACGAUGUAUUCAGAAAUCCAAGUUGGUGUCAUACAUUUCAUUCUGAUGUGAACUUCUCUCUGCUUUCCUUUGUUCUAAGACUCCAUUUUGCAAUAAACGUUUUGACAGUAAA